This is a messenger RNA of Helianthus annuus (common sunflower), 1146 nucleotides long. RefSeq lists its product as uncharacterized. Lineage: Eukaryota; Viridiplantae; Streptophyta; Magnoliopsida; Asterales; Asteraceae. Bases 1 to 1146 code for a protein of 381 amino acids. The record is from RefSeq and is a predicted model, not a curated record. The transcript has a single exon.
AUGGAAUGGGAUUAUGAUGUUGAAGCAUGCUCAUGUUGCGGGAGUCACAAUCACUGGGCUCAAGAUUGUCCACGUUCUUACCACCCGGAUCAUGGCUCCAGAGGAUAUCAAAAUUACAAUCAAUCCGAUAAAGGCGGUAACGAGCAGAAUCGAAACGCAAUGGAGGAAGAUAAGAUUUUAGAGUUAUUCAAAACCCUCCUCAAGCAUGUAGAGGAACUCGCCCAGUCUCUCAAGGAACAGCAAAAUAUUAAUGAAUCACUUAACCAACGAAUUGAACAACUAACUAAUCAGUUUGACAAUUUUGCAGAAAGAAAAGCUACAGUUAGCCUGGUUGAGGAUGCUGGAUCAAAGACAGAUAGAGAUCCAGGGGAACCGCUCAUCCCAAUUCAACUUGGGGAUCUCAAGACAGAUAAUGCUUCAUUGAAUUUUGGAGUUAGUAUGAGUGUUCUUCCCGGGUAUAUUUAUGACAGGUAUGAUUUGGGCCCAUUGCAACAGGUUAAUGAUCCUAUGGUUUUAGUUGAAUACUCACGAGGAAGGCCCCGAGGGAUUUUGAAGGGAUUGACUGUAAAGGUAGGUGACUUUUAUUAUCCUGAAGAUUUUGUUGUCUUAGAUCCAUAUACAAAGAAGGAACAACUGAGAGUGAUACUUGGCAGACCAUUCUUGGCCACUGCAGAUGCUCAGAUCUGUUGCUGGAAAGGUACAGUUGAUAUGACAUACGGGAGCCGUAAGAUUUCUAUUGACUUCCUUUCACAUUCUUUUGAUUAUUCAUUUAUAAAUACUUGUUCAUGGGAUUUUGUUACUAACACGAGUUAUUCUCGAGUGUGUGACGAUGGCCCGAAAGAGAGUGUUGCUAUGAUUGACAGGUCUAAAGAUGACAAGAUCGUGAAGGAUAAAGAGGCCAAGUCACCUAGGUGGCUCAAAUUGAGAAUUAAAAAGCAAUUAGCCAAGCGAAAAAAGAUGCCACCAAAGGAAGCAACCAAAUCCAAGAAGAAUCCCAUAGAGACACGUACGGGCGAGUUAUUAUAUUCUUUCGAUGAUACAGAUCCAGAUAACCCGGAUCAUUGGGAUACCAUAAGAGAUGAUGGAUGGAUGUGGGAUGAUAACCAUGUGUUUCAUACACAGGGGAUACUAUAUGAACCACCAUGA